ACAAAAGUUUCUGACUUCGAACAAAGAAUGUUUCUAGUAAAAGAGGAGAUGACACAUUCCUGUUUCCUAGUCCGCAGGUCCGUAAAUAAGAUAAUUGGAAUCAUCUCAGUCGGUUACAACUACACAUAUUAGCUAUACACCUAACCUGUAUUCGCGUUUGUAUAUGACACUGUAAUAUUUUUGCUAUAAUUAAAAAAAAAGGUCUCCCAUAGUGUUUGAAAUGCGUUUAGAAUUACCCCAAUGCAGGAGAUGUUUUUUCUGCAUACCUCUGCGUUACGGUAUCAUUGUGUUUGGUUAUUUAAAUAUGACGUUUUCUUUACUGAUACUAGGAGUUGAAUCGCAUUGGUUGGUUCGUACUAAUAAGAUUUCGGACCUUCUCACUGAUAUUCCUAUGAUGUUCAGGGGGACUGGAAUGUAUACUCACGUAUGGUUCACCAUCGUCAUUUACACUCUAGAAGUCGUUUUUAAUAUCAUAUUAGUGAUAGGAGCCCACGCGAAGAGACCGUAUUUAAUGCGAAUCUACUAUUAUUAUAGUAUAACAACAACUUUAGCUGCUUUUGUAGUUCUAUUGGUUGUGAGACAAGACUACGAAUACACCAGGUUCGAUCCCAUUGAUGUGUGCUUGGCUUUCAUUGGCUUGGUCAUGCAGUUGUAUCUCACGCUGCUGAUACAUAAUGAACUAUCCAAAAAUCGUUAUCAGGAAGGGCGGAUGAGUUACGUCAACCACGUAUCGGAAGUCACUUUCCAUCCUGUGGCCUGGGUAGAUACGAAUCCGUAAUCGAAAUGAAAUAUUUUAAGAUAAUUAAAAUUGUACAUUUCCUUAAUAAAGUGUUACCAAAUAAUGUUUUGUUACUUUUUUUUUAUUUAGAAAAAAAAAAAACUUAUUUAAUGCUCCCCUUUUAUGAAAUCGGCUAAAAUUAUUCUCAAACGUAGAAGUCUGCUCAUUUCACUUGCGUGUAUUCUAUUAGGCUUAAUGAACGUUGUGUGUGGACAGGAAAUAUCCUAUAAACGCCUCAGACUUUUAUUGUGGGCUCAUUUCGUUCACACGAUUUCAACUGUUUGCAUACAAUAACAACUCGAGGUUAAAAAGUACAAGUGGAAAAAUGAAGUUUCAACAGACAAAUUGUCGAGUGCCGAUAGUUAGAAAGUGCUGUUUCUGCGUGCCAAUACGCAGGGGAAUAACCAUAUUUGGAUAUGUUAAUUUGGCACUGUCUCUGCUCUCUCUGCCAUUACUGGUGAUCCUUUUGGUGGAGCAGGUCGGCGUUGACAAGACGUUGGAUACAAGCCACAUCGAUCCCCUGGUUCACCUGCCUUUGACCAUCACCUUCAUAAUUGUAGAUGUUGUAAUGACCGUAUUGUUAUUGAUUGGAGCUCAUAAGAAAAAGAAAAGUUUAUUAAAGGCGUACUUGUAUUUUGGGAUAGUUUUCCAGCUUGUUACGCUGCUGGUGGACCUGGUGUACUUCGAUUACAGAGAAUACGUCGAGAAUACGAUUUACUUCUUCUUUUUAGGUUUAAACGUGUAUCUACUGUUCCUGGUGUAUAGCGUUGUUAGGUUGUUAGAACAAAAUUCCGAAGUGCAAUACGUAGCGCAUCGGCACGAGGUCGUCUGAGCAUCGGGAAUCGAACUCUUCGGCUAUUUGUAUUUAAGGUUUAAUUUAAUUUAAGUUCAAGUAAUGUAACUACAGCGUUUUUUUAAACAACAAAUACCCCAUAAUCUGCAAGCGAAGUAAUGCAAAAGCAAAAUGUCCUCCUUCUUAAAGGCGACAGUUUAAAAAACUUCAUAUGUUCUGAAUAUGGGAGACUGGAACCGUGGCUUCGAUCUUUAAACAGAGGCGUCUUUCAAGAUUAUUAUUUUCCCACCUAUGUCGAUAGCCUUGAGAGGCUAUUUCAGCUUCUCCUCGAGCCCUUCGUCGCAAGCGACGGGUUCAACGAGGACGGUGACCGGUGCUUGUGGUACCUAAAAGCACCGCUAAUGAGUCAGGAGGAUCCAUAAUGAAGUGUUUUUUCAAGAAUCCUUUGUAGCCUUACUAUUUUAAUCCUCAGACAGCGAUUCGAAAUAGUAGCCCGUGAUAUCGAUGCAGAUAGGCAAUAGGAUACAGUAGAUUGGGGGAACAGAGACUAGAGUUAGAAUAGGGACAAAUCUGGGAUGUCACAAUACUUUUGUCGAGUUGUUAGAUUUAACUUUGUUGAGCUGAAAAUUACUUUUAUUUAGUGUUUAAGAAUAUUAAAUAGUUUAAUUUAGUCAUCAAAGUUUUGUAACUCAUUGAGGAUAUUACAAAGUUAAUUAACUAAAGUUAGAUAUCUAUCUAACAACUAAAUAGUGCCAGCCCUAUUGAAAAACUAUUGUCCCCAUACGGAGCCUGAUUUACCCCAAAGCCAAGGUGAAUCGGGUCAAGCUGGUUUUUUUCAGUUUUUAUAUUUAUUUUGUAAUGAACUAUGUAUGAUAACGCAUCGUAUAUAAAAAUUGAAGCCUCUGGAACCAUUACGAUCUCCGUUUUAUUACUUUAACUACAAAAAAAUUUGAUAAAAAUCAAUGUCGAACUUAAAACGCGUCCCGAUUCCCCUCAUUUUACGGUAAUCCAAGUUGACUGCGAAAUGUAUAAAUGUCGAGUAUAAAUAUUGUUAAAAAAGCUUAGUUUUUUUUCGCCGUAACAAAGAAAAUAGUAUGGCCUACUCAGAAAGAUUUAAGCAAGUCUCCUGGUUGAAUACGGGAACCUUUGAUUACGAGAACGAAGAAACCUAAGAUUUUGUAUUGUAAUAAAAUUGUUUGUGUCCGUACAUAAAUAAAAUUUCACAGGUAAAA
Bombyx mori (domestic silkworm) is the source of this 2803-nucleotide messenger RNA. RefSeq lists its product as uncharacterized. The transcript has 7 exons. The record is from RefSeq and is a predicted model, not a curated record. The coding region runs from base 1104 to 1610 and encodes 168 amino acids. Lineage: Eukaryota; Metazoa; Arthropoda; Insecta; Lepidoptera; Bombycidae.